AUGCUUCUGACUAGACCGCGUUCUUAUGUCGCUCGAAUUCCUUUGCUCUCGUCUCAUCCACCCGCCUUCCCGCUCCCUCUCUCUCCCGAGGGAACGUCGACGUGUUCAGUUCGUGCAAGCGACUCGGAGCGGAGAUCCUGCGACCCAUUGCUUUUGAGUCGACUCAAAAGCCGACCCAUUCCCUACCCGUUUCGCGCCAGCUGUCGCACUGACCCGUCUCCUGCCACUCCGUUUCCCCUGUUCUCCGCUCUCUCCAUUUCUUCCGUGCUCUCGUCCCAUCCCAAUCCCCCUCGCUGUCAGGUCGAACGAGUUCAGACGGCAACGGGCGUCGUGCAGGUGACGGUGUGCGGCAAUCGCGGCAACCCGCCUCUUAUCACCUAUCACGACGUCGGGCUCAAUCACUCCACGUGCUUUCAAGGGCUCAUGCUCUGCGCGGACACUUCCGUGCUGCUUCUACGAAACUUCUGCAUAUUCCACGUCGACGCGCCGGGGCACGAGGAGGACGCGGAGGAGAUCCCCUCAUCACAGCCGCUGCUGUGCGCGGACGAUCUUGCAGAGCAGGUGGCGGAGGUGGCGCGCCACUUCGCGCUCGCUGACGUCACGCUCAUGGGCGUCACCGCGGGCGCCUACGUCCUCACGCUCUUCGCUCCAUCGCACCCUAGACUGGUGCAAUACAUUUUCCUCGUGCCAUGUGUCCCUUUCCUCCCCUCAUCCUUCCGUCUUCCCACCGAUCCAACCACUGCCACCGCGCCCGCAGCUAUCCCACCGCCAUCUGGUGCGCGGGCUCAUUCUCGUGUCUCCUCUGCUCUCGCCGCCCUCGUGGUCCGAGUGGGCGCACAACAAGGUGACCAUGAGCGUGCUAUCCUAUUACGGCAUGACGUCAUACAUCAAGGACUCGCUCUUGGAUCGAUACUUCUGCCCAGUGCAGCGUGCACAGCCGUUUUCCCUCUCUCAUCCGCCAGCGCCUUUCCUCCGCCCUCCUGUCACCGCCCAUUUCCCUUUUCCUCCUGCAUCUUAUCCCUCGUUCCCACCAGGCGCAGGAACCUGCUGCCUGGGCUGGCGGCACUGCAGGUGCCAGUGCUGGUGGGUGUGGGUGACUCGUCCCCCUUCAACCCCCUGGCUCGCACCGCCUUCCACCACCUGCACUCCAAGCUACGCCCAGCAGGCAGCCACCCGUGGGACUGCUGUGAGCAUGCAGGGGAGGACGGGGAAGAGAGGAGUGGCUAUGGGAGGGAGUGGGCGGUGGGGCAUGUGGAGGAAGGAGCGAGUGUUAGAUGGGUUCCCACCUCCCCUCUCCCUCCUCCAUCCCGCCUCUCAUCUCCCCGUCCUCCUCCUCUCCCUCCACCUCCACCCCCUCUCAUACCACCCCCUCCCUCUGCACGCCCUUCUGGACCCCUGCGUGCACCCCAGCAGCUUUGUCGCCUGCCUUCACACCUGCGGCUGUGUCACCUUGGAGCAAGCUGGUUUCUGAGAAUUCUCAUAGAAGAGAAGGUGGGAGGAGGAGGCGGCGGCAUAGCGGAUGGCGUUUGA
Closterium sp. NIES-65 is the source of this 1530-nucleotide messenger RNA. The record is from the annotation of a GenBank genome assembly. NCBI's taxonomy places the organism in Eukaryota, Viridiplantae, Streptophyta, Zygnematophyceae, Desmidiales, Closteriaceae.